Messenger RNA from Dermochelys coriacea (leatherback sea turtle), 5504 nucleotides. RefSeq names its product synaptosome associated protein 29 (gene SNAP29). Gene Ontology annotation, cellular component: SNARE complex; plasma membrane. The coding region runs from base 474 to 1277 and encodes 267 amino acids. The record is from RefSeq and is a predicted model, not a curated record. Gene Ontology annotation, biological process: exocytosis; synaptic vesicle fusion to presynaptic active zone membrane; synaptic vesicle priming. NCBI's taxonomy places the organism in Eukaryota, Metazoa, Chordata, Testudines, Dermochelyidae. Gene Ontology annotation, molecular function: syntaxin binding; SNAP receptor activity. The transcript is spliced from 6 exons.
CAGGAGGGGGGGGCGUCUCGGAGACGGAAGGGGCGUGGGGCUCCCGCGAUGGGACCGCGCCGCCGCCCCGUCUGUCCAGGCCUCAGGCUCCCCUGCCCCUCCCCCCGUCAGGCCCGGUCCCUAGGAGUGCGGGGCGAUGAUACACCCACACCCCGGGGUGCUGCUGGCGGGGGCGGCCCGUGCCUGAGGCGUGUGUCCCCCUGUGGAGGAAUGCCUGAGAGCUGCCCGGGGAGCGGCCCGCAGCGCGGCAGGGCGGGGGAUGUGAGCCGAGACCGGGAAGCUGCCGAGGAGAAGGCUCUCCCCUCUGCCGUGCGGCAGGUCCGGGAGGAGAAGGUAAACAUUUUUCAUCCUGUUGAGGUUCAAUUCCUCUGAAACAAUUGCUGUAGGCCCUGGGAAUGCCAGUGUGACUCCAACCUCACGUUUCUCUAGUUUCACUCACACUACAGCCAAGGGAAAAAACAUACACUGGCAUUAUGUCAUCUUACACAAAAAACUAUAAUCCCUUUGAUGAUGAUGAUGAUGAUGAUGAUGAAGGUUUGAAGCCAGUAAAGUGGAACAAUGGAAAUGACAUCUUUGAUGACCCUACUGACAGGCAACAUAGGGAGGCUACUAAUAAACAGAGGUAUCUUCAGCAGGAAGUUCUGAGGCGGGCUCAGGCCACAGAAGGCAGCACUAAUAGAUCUCUUUCCCUUAUUUAUGAAUCUGAGCAAAUUGGAGUAGCCACAUCGGAGGAACUUGUACGUCAGGGUGAAGCACUAAAGCGCACUGAACGAAUGGUGGAUAAAAUGGACCAGGAUUUAAAGACUAGUCAAAGACACAUAAACAGCAUUAAGAGUGUCUUUGGUGGUUUUGUGAACUACUUCAAAUCGAAACCUCCAGAGACCAAGCCUGAGCAGAAUGGAGCCCCUGAGUACCAAGGAAAUAGCAGAUUAAAAGAAGCCAUGAUCUUUAGUAAAGAACAGGAAUCAAGGUACCAGGAGAGUCAUCCAAAUUUAAGGAAGCUGCGUAAUUCUGACUACGAUUUCAGUGGAACCAAUUCAGAAUCUUCUGUCCAACCUGAUGUUUAUCCAAAGAAUCAACAUCUCCGAGCUUACCACCAGAAAAUUGACAGCAACUUAGAUGACAUAUCUUCUGGGCUUGGCCGUCUGAAAAACCUGGCUCUGGGUCUGCAGACAGAAAUUGAUGAGCAGGAUGACAUUCUUGAUCGGCUAACCGGAAAAGUAGACAAACUGGAUGUCAAUAUUGCAAGCACUGAAAGAAAAGUCAGACAACUGUAAAAGACUUCUCAGAAAUUCUUUCCUUCAGCGUAAGAUCUUCCUGGAUGUUUAUCUUGCUGGGGGUUUUCUUUUUUUUUUUUUUUUUGUUGUAAAUCUUGGACAAUAUCCAUUUCUUACUUUGUCAGUGGCUUAGCUAUCAUUAAAAUUGCAGAAUCUUGAGUGCAACAUAGGAUCUUAAAACACUUCUUAAUAUAUACAUAUGUGUACAUUGGACAGCACAUCUUUUUGCAUCUGAUUGCAAUCCUUCACUCUGGAUUCCUGCUCAUUUAUAUUAUGUGCCAUGUGCAUAUAGGAAUUUUCAGUCUAUAUGUUUCAAUGCCCUUAUCCUUAGAACUGUGGCAAAGAAAAUAACUAAAUUUUGCACCUGUUUUGCAAGGAAUUGUUUAAGAAUUUAAAAAUAGCUAUAUGUAAACAUACAGAUUACCAGCUGUAAAAAUAAUUCUGAAUGCUGUCUCCUAGCAUUUCUGUGUUCGCUCCUAAGAAAUCUGAGGUUUCCAAACAACUGGAAUAGUUGUCAGAUGUGACAUGCAAUGAUGCUGGUACUAAAACUGUGUUGGUCCCCUUCUGCCUGGGGGGGAGUGAUUCUGCACGCUCAAAAAUCCUCCACUGAUGAUAGUGGUUGUCCUUUAUGUGCUGCUUUUUGCCAGCCUACUGAGUAGGUGGCUGUUUGAACAGCAGCAUCUCUCUUAAAAAUGGAGCUUUGGACUAGUACUUCAAUUUUAAACAUUUUAAUUUUUUCAAAUAGGAAAGGUGGAGUGGGGGAGUUCAUGCCAUAGUCUUAUGUGAUGACUAUUUCUUCCACCCUCAACACCAUUGUUGAAAAAUUAAACUUGCACCUAUACUUACGUGCUCUCCAGCUUUCUGGCUUUGCAGUUUUUAGUUCCUACAGAUGACAAAUGUUUUAAUUAUUUCCAGUUUUCCAAAUCCAAACUGGAAUCCACCUGCUAGUUUUUUGGGGGGGUUCCCCCCCUUUAUUUCUUUGUAAAUAACACUGUUAAACAAAACUUAUUUUAAUUCUACAGCUGUGGGAAGGUAACAACCAAAUGAUCAUCAUCUAUCUGCCUGAUUGGUGACGUCUCUAAAACGAGCAGAUAACGAUUCAGAUCUUACUGGACAAGUGUCCGUAUCGCAAAAUUCACCACCACAUUUGACAGUAAGAACCUAGUUGGCAGUUCCAGCAGAGAGGCCAGUAAAUUAAAACCCUGUUCACUGCAGCUGGUCCCUCCAGAUUGUCAUGGCACAUCUAUUAGCACUGUGGAGAAGCUUGCAUUGUAUAUAGUUGCCAGUGCUGCAUGUUGUGUUGAUAAAUGGAAAACUUUGGUGUCUAGGUCUGUUGAUUCAGCGCCUUUCAUAAUCACUAAAUUCACACAUUUUUCCCUUUUUAAAAAAAAAAUUUGUUCAAACACUUAAAAAUCCCAUCUUCUGACUUGGUGUGAACGUACUCCCUCUAGCGCAUAAAGGACUUGGAGAAUUUUCAACCCUCUUGUUCUAUACAGUCUGUGUAGGAAAGUAAAGCAUUAAACCGUCUGGACUUCCUUGCUAUUGGGGGCAGUGUUACUGGAAAAUAAUUCCUCUAGUGCUCCUGGUAAUUACAUUUCUCUGAUGUGAAACCAUUUGAAAACUAGUUUAUGCUGCACCCUGCCCUGCUGGUGUCACAAAUAUCACUUUGCAAAGAAAGUGGCUGCCACCAGCAGGAAAUACACAGGUGCCAAUUAUGAGAGUGUUCUGCCAUAGAUCUUUCGUUACCUUCUAAUUUUCUUGUUCUCUCCCAUUUGAAAGUUUGAAAAAGCCUGUUCCUACCUACACAUCUUCUGCCCUUGGUGUGUAUACGCAUUAUUAGCGCUUUUCCCCCAUUGCCAGGAUAUUCCUGAGUGAUUAGCUGUCUCAUCUUAACGUUGGGGCAUUUAUUUAGAAAGUAACAGAUAUCAUGAACUUGUAAAAAGCUGAAAGUGUGUGAGGGGAAGGAAGACUGAAACGUUUGUCCUACCUACCUUUGAUGGCUUAUUUAAGCAUUCAUCAGAAAAAAUAGCGGUUGGAGGGGGGAAGUGCUUUGUUUUCUUGCUCUAGAACUUCCAGAACAUAGUGCUGUGUGACAGAGGCAUCUUUCUUUUCUGGGUCCAAGCUGUGUGUCUAUGUAUUCUAUCCCAAGUUUAAGAAUUGUGGAAAAUUCCACUAGCAAUUAGUAACAGUAUUAACUUAUUUGAAAUCUGCCUUCACGUGUAUAUGCUUACCCCACAACUAGACUUUUCCUAAAGUAAGACCUUGGUAAUCAGCGUGCAGGCUGAAUAGUUUUCUCCAUUGAGUUGUAGCUAAUGGAAAAGAAAUGUAGCUAGAAGAUCCAACUAUGUGUUCAUGUAUACUGAAAAACGAGAGGAAGAUGGGGCUUGGAUAUGAACAGUGAUGGCGAUAGAUUUGUUAUUUUAACAGGGAUGCCUUUCUGACAUAAUUUAGUUUAAGAAGAAAUAGAAGAAUUUAUGUCACAAAACAGACAAGACUUUUUUUAAUAAUGUAGUUUUAUUGGCCUUACUAAAGCUGCUUGUUUCCUUAGGGGAGAUCUUUGCUAUAAGAAAUCUACUUUGGCUUUUAGAACAUUUUGAUCAUUACACAUUUCAAGUCAGAACUUGGAAUUAUGUGGGAGUUCUACAAAGGUCUAUUUUCUCAUCUCUUUACUCAGCCCCAUUUACCCUUGCCAGUUGGUGACAUCUGCUAUUUUCUCAUUGUUUACGGGCUUCCUGCUCUACUAACUUCUGUGGUCCCAUUUUAAAAGAUUGCUUUUCACAUUCGGGCUCUUUUGUGGGGAUGAGAGUUGUGUUCAAGCAUAAACUUAAAAUCUACUCCAAGCUGAACUCCUUUCCUAGCUUUCAUAGAAGAUGCUUUACACUGUCUGCUGCUAAAAAACGUAAACGUUCACAAUGGGAAGAGAGCAAUGCUGUGUUUUGUAAUACAGUGAUGAAAUUCUUGCUGACUAUAAAAACUAUUUUGCAAAAAGAGGAAAUAACUGAAAAGCUGAUUUUUUUUUCUUUCCUAGAAAUUUCUGCCUUCCCAUGCUGCUGAAGGCUUAAUUUUUGUAACUAGUCUUUUAGAACCUGUCUAAAAUACCAUUUCAUUUUUCUGUCGGGUACCACUGAGAAACUUAUCCUCUCGUGUUGGCUUAAGCUUUUUAAACAUGAUUCUGCAAGCUUACCCUUGAGUGCCAGUUCAACCAACUAUUCUGCUUAAGUGUGCCUGUUAGUAGGGUAGCUCCCUUUCUUUACAGCAGAACAUCACUGAUGAUACUGUAGACUAGGCAACGUUUAUUGGCUUGAGUGGCAGUUAGUGUUAAAUAUCAAAAUAAGGUUGCAAAAACUUCUAUGCAGGCAUCUUUAUAAAGUAAGACAGGCUUCCUCAUAGGAAGAUUUAUUUCUUUAAAUGAGGUUAGGGGUAUUACAAUUCAGAAUUUUUUUCUUUCUGAGCACAGAUUUGACAAUAAGCAACCCUCUUUUAAAAAAUUAAAUCUGGCUAUUGGUUUGUAAUAAAUUGCACCUAUAAAACUGUUCUUGAGCAUUGAACCAAAACUGCACUAAAUAACCUAGGGCAGCCAAGAUGUAGGCUCUAAGGCCCUGUUCUUGCACUGGGAACUGCACAGUCUGAGUCUGACUGAAAUCACUGGGGCUCUGCCUGGGCACAGGGAUCUACAGGGUACUCCAUGCAGGCUCAUGGCCUACGACUUUGUGUAUGCAUACAGAAUGUCUAGAAGAAACUCUUUUGCUGUAUUGAGGCCACUGUAUUUAGACUGUAUGCAAACAAUACUCUGAAAAUUUAGCUUGUUUGUCUAAAAUUUCAGUUUUUUACACGAUUGAAAUGUAAAAUAUUUUGCUGUCUGAUAGCUUUUGUGAAUGUUCACCUUAUGUAAAACUAAGAAAUAGAAAAUACUUUUUCCAGCCGUUCAGCCUUCAGAACAAACUGACUUUUGUCGUUCCUUUUACAUAGGAAAGAGAGUGGUUUUGGCUUUGAAAUUUGUGUGACAUCAGCAUUACAGGUAGUGAUGAUUUGACUACAGAACUGGCUUUUUUUAAAUAGUAACAUAAUUAUACACCACACAGAUUUAAUACUUUUUUUUAUAUACAAGCAAAAUUGAAGUCUGUCUGUCUUUAAUGAAAGAUUAAACUGGAUUUUAAUUCGGCAAUUUAAGAUGUCAAAUGGAAUCUAUAUUGAAUGGUGAGAUGCUCAAUAAAGGUGCUUAUUGUA